Messenger RNA from Penicillium cataractarum, 279 nucleotides. RefSeq lists its product as uncharacterized. Bases 1 to 279 code for a protein of 92 amino acids. The transcript has 2 exons. Lineage: Eukaryota; Fungi; Ascomycota; Eurotiomycetes; Eurotiales; Aspergillaceae. The record is from RefSeq and is a predicted model, not a curated record.
AUGAAGGCCCAAUCUAUUCUCGGUGCUUUGUUACCCGUCCUUCUCACAGCCAACGCUGCUUUGAGCGAUCAAAGUAUGAAGACUGUGAGAUUGAGCGGAGCUGAACUUCGGAAUCUGGCGGAUGUGAUUAAGAGUCAUGGCCUGGCGGACAAGCUUGCUGCCAAUCAGAAUAUUUCCUGCACCGUGGCUUAUACCCUGGAAUUAAGCGCUGGUCCUCCUCCUUACACUCUCAGCCUUACCUCCCUUGAUCUUUCCGGUUGUAUCUACACAGGUCCUUGA